CAGUCAGCCAAUGGCAGCGUGGCUCCUCCUCCUCCAUCACAUCAUCUCAGUUUCCAAGUGGGAUCUCCACGGCGGCCGGGACACCUCCCUCCACCUCCAUCUCCACCUCUGUCUCUGUGUCCUCCAGCGUCCACCAGAAGAAGAAGAAGAAGCAGGAGGAAGGAGCAUGGAGUAAAGGACAGAAGAGCAGAGAUGUGUUUCGUCCAAUGAGGCUGGUCCAUCCACAUUAGGCCCCUCCUCCUCUCUCUCCCCUCUCUGUCACCAUGAGCGUCAUUGCUCUCUCGCCCGUGGUCACUGAGCCGUCGUCCCCGAUGGUCACGUCUGUCACCCCGACCCAGGACCCGGAUGCGCCCGACACCGUUAGCGCCGCCGCAUUCAGCCUGGACCCGCAGCAUCAGGACCAGGACCAGGACGGGUCCUCGUCGCAGGGACCGGGGCCCAGCCGGGGGCCACACCUGGGACCGGACCAGUCCAGGAGAUCUCAGAGACCGCCGCCACUCCACACCGGCGCCGACUGGAAGGUGGUCCUCCACCUGCCGGAGAUCGAGAAGUGGCUCCGAGCCACGAGCGACAGAGUCACGCAGCUGUCGCAUUCGGUCGGACAAGACGGAGAAAACCGCCACGUGGACGUCCACCUGGUCCAACUGAAGGACAUCUGUGAGGACAUCUCAGACCAUGUGGAGCAGAUCCACGCCCUGUUGGAGACAGAGUUCUCCCUGAAGCUGCUGUCGUACUCCGUCAACAUCAUCGUCGACAUCAGGACGGUGCAGCUGCUCUGGCAUCAGCUCCGAGUCUCCGUCCUGGUCCUGAAGGAGCGUCUGCUGCAGGGUCUGCAGGACCCCAACGGGAACUACACCCGCCAGACCGACAUCCUACAGGCCUUCAGCCAGGACCAGCACCAGACCCGUCUGGACGCGCUGACUGACGUGGAUGACUGUGGUCAGCUGACCAUCCGCUGCAGCCAGAACUACUUCUCUCUGGAUUGUGGUAUCACCGCCUUCGAGCUGAGCGACUACAGCCCUGGUGACGAGCCCGAGGACCGCGGAACCGAGCCCGGCGCCGAGGACCCCGGUUCAGACCAGGACCUGGACCCAGAACCUGGCCUAGAAGAGAGCCAAGGCUCCCAGCUCUCCAAUCACAAACUCCAUAACAGUUUACCUGAACUCUUGGCACCAGGAGACUCCAUAAACCACGCCCACACUCCGUCAGGAUUACCCACAAUGCAAUGCGGCACGUCCAUCCACAGUGAGAGCGCGAAGCGCCCCCUGCAGGGCGUAAGCCUCAGCACCGACGUGUCGCCCACGCAGCCGUCGCUCCCAAAACGAGCUGCUUUGUUCUCGGACGGAGGAACCAGUACAGAGGAGACCAGGGGCAGGUUCAGGAAGGUCAACCCGCUGUCGGGGCUCCAGUUCCAGGCUGAGCUGAGCCGCAGCACCCCCUCCCUCAUGGAUCUGCCAGACAGAACCAAGUUCUGGUUGGAGCUGCACUCGGUUUAUCCAGAACACAUCUCACAGUCGUAUGACAGUCUGCAGGUCAUGAACGUCAACCUCCAGAGGAGCUCCAAGCUGGGGGGCCCAGAGGGGGGCAUCCAGAGACCAAUGCCCGACCAGAGGAGCCCGUCUGGGGCUGUGCCACCCGCUGCCCGCCCCCCUCCUCCACCUCAGGAGGAAGCCCCCGUACAAAUAGAGCGGCCCCGGCCCCGGACACACACUCACAGCGAGGGGGGCUACGACUCCUCGGCCCCCUCCCCCGUCAGGGACACGCUCCUCUCCUCAGACCCAGAUGCCUCCGGAGAAGAAUCCGACCCUCGACCACCGCCCGCCAAGAACCACGUCUGGAUGGUUAAACGCCACGGCCACAAGGCGGUCCAGGUUUCAUCCAAAUCCAGUCCCAACAGGGAGCACUGGUACGGGUCUGAGGAGUUCCUGGCUCUGCCCGAUCAGCUCCGGAAGACCGAGAUGUUGGCCAUGAACCUGGAGAGUCUGGCUCAGACCGUGACCCUGGGCUCUGCUGGAUGUGACUCUACCCAGGAUGCUUUGCAGGACGUGGACGACUGGGAUCUGACGGAGCUCAACCCAGAGUGGGAUGUAGGGGAGAGCGGGGACGACGUGGCGUCUCCUCUGCCUCCGUCACGUCAGUUCAGACGGAACCAUGUCGGCCGCUUUAGUCCCGCCUCCUCCAGCGACAUGGCGCCCUCGUUGGACGACAGCAUUGAGUCGGGGCCGUUUAGCGACCUGACGUCUGAAGACGACGAGGGCCGGAGGUCUGCCGAGCGCCGGCCGAGACCCACAGCGCCCCUGGUGGACGCAGGAGGAAGUGUGUCUCUGGUUCAACAGCUGCUGGAGGACGUUCAGAGACAGAACAAAGACCCUGAUGUUUGGAAGAAGAUAGAGUGCUUCGUGCAGCAGUUGGACGGCUUCAUCUGGUGGCUGCAGGAGGCUCUGGACAGCACCGAGAACUGGACUCAGCCCAGACAGGACCUGGACAGCCUGCGGGCGUACCUGGACACACACCUGAGUUUUAAGCUGAACGUGGACAGUCGUACAGCGUUGAAGGACAGUAUCACAGAGGAAGGCAGAGCGCUGCUGUCCAUCAUCACCUCCCACCAAUCAGCUCUGAAGGAUAUCCUCCAGAUGGUUUCCGGCCAAUGGGAUCAGCUCCAGCGCCAGAUUCGGCGCCAACACGGCUGGAUGCUCCGCGCCCUGCGCUGCAUCCAGGCCCGCCUCUUCUACACCGGCCAAUCACACGAGGCCAUCGCUGUGUCAGGGAUCCCCACGGCCAAUCGGGCGGCGCCGUGCUCCUCUGACGGCCUCCAGGUGGAGCUGAUCUCCAGUCAGUUUGAAGGCCAGCGCGCCGCUUUGGAGCAGAUGGCCAUCAGACUGAGCAGCCUGCAGUACCCGACGUCCACCAGCAGGAGGCAGAACACCCCCCAGACCAAGAACAACAGUCUGCAGGAGUUCGAGGCUGAGUACCAGGAGCUCUGGGAUUGGCUGAUGGACAUGGACGCCAUGGUAACGGACAGUCACCAGCUGAUGAUGUCAGAGGAGCAGAGACACCAUCUAUUCAAGAGCAGCCACGCUGAGCUGAUGGCCAUGGAAACCAGGAGGACCAGCGUUCUGGGCCGAGCCGAGUCCCUGAAGAGGAGUGGUUCCGAACUGCCCGCCCACUUCCACCGCAAAGUCCACAACCUGACGCACACCUGGACACAACUGGAGAAAAUCCUGUCGGAGCAUUCGGGGCCCGGUCCAUCCCGGCGGAACCGGUCGGCCGACGCCCUGCGGGUGGGCGUCACCACGGAGACGUCCCGCUCGGCACUGUCUCCGCUGACCAACUCUCUCCUGGAGCAGCUGGAGGCUCGCAUCAAAGAGCUGAAGGCCUGGCUGAGGGACACCGAGCUGCUGAUCUUCAACUCCUGCCUCCGACAGGACAAGGACGCCACGGCCCAGCUGGGCAGCUUCAAGUCUCUGUGUUCGGAGAUUCGAGCUCGACGUCGUGGAGUUUCGUCUGUUCUUAAACUGUGUCAGAAGCUGCUGCAGCAAACCGGGCCCCAUGGUGGGGUGGGCCCAGAGGCGGAGCAGCCAGAGGCCCUGCAGCUGCUGGUCAUCAACCCUGGGCGGCGGUGGGAGGCCAUCGUGAUGCAGGCGCUGCAGGGCAGAACCGACUGAAGAGGGAGCUGGGGAGAGCAGCAGGUUCCCGGGAACUUUCUGGAACCAGGUCUUGUGGAUCUCCAUCAGCUCACCAGCCCAGCCGGACCAACGGGACUAUCGACCGAUGACUCCUGGGAAUGGGAUGAGCCGACUGACAAUCACGAAUCAGAACCACAGGAAGCACCAGAACCAGAAGAACCAGACCUGACGCUCAACCUCCCCAUGGAACUGGAUCCACCUUCAGAUGGUGGACACCAGAGGAGCAGGACCUCAACAGUGAAUGAUCCUCCAAACAACAACAAUGUCUACCAGGUCUACAGUCUCCAUAACGUGGAGUUGUACCGGCAGCCUCAGUUUCCUUGCUCCUCCUUGAUGCACAAAAACAAAACUGGAAAACGGAAACUCCUCCUGAAGAGCCUGAGCAAGGACUCCUCAUUCUCCUCCAUCGAAUCCCUACCGGACCUCCUCGGGGGUUUGAUGCAGGGAAGAGGAAGUGGAAGGCGAAGCGGCCAAUCAGCGAGCAGUCGGAGAUCAGGGAGCGAGAGCGGCAUCGAUACCGGAGACGCAGAGACAAUCACAACCAACUCUGAAAUCCAGGGAGAAGAGGAGGAUCAGGAGGGGGAGGAGGAGAGGAAGGAUGUCACCCAACACCACCAAAUGAUAGAGGAGAACCUGAAGGAGAAGGUGUGGAGGAGGCCCAGGAGGGGAGGAGAGGCCGUGGAGAUCCUCAUCAACGGUCGUGGCAUCCUGACGCCGGCUGACUCUGAUCCGACUUCGAAACAGGAGGUCCCAGUGUCAACUCCUCCAAGCUCCUGAAACAGGUUGACCAGUACAACUUCGAAGGUUUUGGCGACUCCUCCAGACCUACACCAGGCCUCGAGUCCGGUUUUAUCGCAGGGUUCAUCUCUGGAGUCACUCCUGGCUCUGGGUGUUGAGUUAUUCAAUUCUAAAGAGGUUCUGCAUCGUAGCACUUCCCUGGAAACUUGCCUGGUCCAGGACGGAGCCCUGAGGGUGAGGCCGGAGGGGGCACCAUGGGCAGCCUCGGGGAGAUGGACCUCACACAAACGAAGACCAGGACCAGAUGAAGAAGCAGCAGGAGAGCCUUCAUCUGGGGAGCUGAGCCGGAGAACUCUGGAUCUCCUGAAGCGUCUGGAGAACAUCCAGAGUCCAUUAACAGCUAAGAUGACCCGGAGUGUGUCGGACAUGACGCUUCAGAGCUGCUCCCCUCAGCGCCCCGCUUCCCCCUCCCUCGGCGGUCGACAUGCACCUCUUUCAGGGAUUUCACGUAAAGGUCCGCCAUCUUUAAUCAACGAGAGCUCUGCAACUGCAUCGCUAACAGAGCUGAGCAGCACCGAAGACUCAUCUCUAGGCUCUGAAGACUUCACCAAAAAUCAGCGCCACCUCUUCUUGGAUCCAGCGAAUGCCAACUCGUACCGACGGAAGCACGGAAACAGCCGAGCGGGACCAGAGGAGGCGGACGCUGCCAGUUUGAGCAUGGUGGUGAACGUGUCUGCAUGUACCGAUGAAGACGAAGACGACAGCGACCUCCUGUCUUCGUCCACGCUGACGCUCACCGAGGAGGAGCUGGGAGUCCGGGACGGAGAGGAUGAAGAGGAGGAGAGGCUGAGCGGCGCCUCCUCCGCCAACGAUGAGGAUGAUGAUGAAGAUGACAUGGAGGGGUCUUACAUCUUAGGGCUGGAGUACAUGAAGAGGGAGCUUCAGGGCUGGAUCCGGGCUCCUCGGACCUCGUCUUCAUCAUCCAAAACAGAAGCAGGACUACGAGACGAGCUUCAGUGCGGGACUUUCACCACCUCAUCUCAGAACAAGGAGCAGCCAUGUUUUAUGAGCCGCUCUCCUCCGAAAUUCACCGAAACAACAGUUGGCAAUAAAACAAAAAGCAAAGAAGAGGAGGAGGAGGAGAACCGGAGGAACGCCACCAGAAGCUACAUGAGCCAGUUUGUGGACGACGUUGAGAAUGGAAACGUGGACCAGAGGCUUAAAGGGCAAGACGAAGAUGAUGAGCUCCUUCGAGAGGAGUCCAGCGUCUUCACAAAGAAAGGGGAGGCGCUCAGGGAGUCGUACCUGUUCGGAAAAAGCAGGAAGUCAACGAAGCCCCACGAGAGGCUCCCCUUCCUGACCAAACGCUCUUCCUCCCUGGUUGGUCAGCUCAGAGGGGAGUACCCUGCCACAGCCCGCCCUCCCCUCACUCCCUCCCUCUCUCCUGUGGAGGACUGCAGAUCCCAUGAUGUUGUGUGCGCGGGAAGCGGCGCGGGCGGGAGGAAGGCCAUCACCAUCCAGGAGACGUUCAAGUUCUCAUCGUCAUUGGACGAAGAGACGAAGAGGGAAGUUCGGGACAAAAAGUCGUCACUGCCUCCAAAGAAACGACACCCAACCUCCCACCCGUCCUGCUGCAGCCACCUCCCCUCCGCCUCCUCCUUCCGUCCAAUUGAAGCGGAGGAGACCACAAAGGAGAACGUACAUGACUUUGUGAUGGAGAUUAUUGUGACCUCAUUGGCGUUAAAAAGCAAAGAGAACCAGAGUGAAGAACCGAACCAGGCCGAACUCCUCCCUGUGUCCUCCAGGUUUUGGGAACACUCCCACCGUCCGCUCCACCUCCAAGGCGACUUCUACAACUACCUGUCCUUAUCGUCCCAUGACAGCGACUGCGGCGAGGUGGUCCAGUGCUCCGAGGAGAAGGGCUCCACGCCGGCGCCGUACGCCAUCCCAUCAUACACCUCUCCCAGCCCGAGCCCGGAUGUGUUCGCCGCCGCUCCUCCCACCCCCAGUUCAGGAAACGCCUUCUCCGGUUUGGAACUAGACACUGAAAAGCACAAGGAGGAGGCGGGUCCGAGUCCUGCGGCGUCCCCGCCCCCCAGCCCUGACAUCCGCGACGAGGAGACCCUGUUCUCCGCCUGCACCGAGGAGGUGUACCUGGGCCCCCCCCUCUGCUACAGCAUGGCGCUCCCCAAGAAACCACGCAGGGAUUUGGGCUUUUCAGAACCGGAGUUGGACGGGAUCGGACUCAAACCCAUCGGUAUCUGA
Molecule: messenger RNA, 6689 nt
Organism: Sphaeramia orbicularis (orbiculate cardinalfish)
Lineage: Eukaryota; Metazoa; Chordata; Actinopteri; Kurtiformes; Apogonidae
Gene: akap6
Product: A kinase (PRKA) anchor protein 6
Cellular component (GO): perinuclear region of cytoplasm; sarcoplasmic reticulum
Molecular function (GO): protein kinase A binding; transmembrane transporter binding
Source: RefSeq, a predicted model, not a curated record